AUGUCUGCACCUCCAUUUGUAAACCCGUAUAACCUUCGAACUGUAGCCGAGUCAGACGCCAAAUCGUGUUAUGUCUGCUAUAAACCAAGCAAUAAGGUCCUCAUUUCUGAUAAUAAGGUAGACUUCUUCUACAUUUGUCCGUCACAUUUGAAAGAUCCAAGUUUUGCCACACCCAUUCAUUCAGAUGAUUAUCAGGAUUUAGUAAAGCAAAAAGCUAACUUGGUGAUAAAAAUCGCGGAAAUUGAAGCAGAAUUGAAGAAUUUGGGCUACAAUUGGGAUUUUGUAAGUAAAAUUCCCGGAUUCUCAAAAAAGGCCGAGAAACCUGGUGAAGGAGAGGCUAAGAGCGAAUCGGAGUUACCUAAGAUUCCUACUAAAACAUCCAAAUCCCUCAAUGAAGACUUAACGAAGGCCAAAUCUUCAAUGGAUGAAAUGUCUGAAAGUAUACUGAAAUUCUCAUUCAAACAGUACAACUUAGAUAAAGACAUAUACAGGAAUCGUGUACGAGCAUACCUUCAGGUGAAAGCUAACCAAAAAAGACAACAAGAAUUACAGAAACCGGGCUUCUUCCCCAGUGCUCCAACACAUGAUAUACAGUAG
Dujonia railenensis is the source of this 597-nucleotide messenger RNA. The record is from the annotation of a GenBank genome assembly. Lineage: Eukaryota; Fungi; Ascomycota; Pichiomycetes; Serinales; Debaryomycetaceae.